Molecule: messenger RNA, 667 nt
Organism: Cryptomeria japonica (Japanese cedar)
Lineage: Eukaryota; Viridiplantae; Streptophyta; Pinopsida; Cupressales; Cupressaceae
Product: LOB domain-containing protein 11
Exons: 2
Coding region: 44-529 (161 amino acids)
Source: RefSeq, a predicted model, not a curated record
UCCUGCGGUAUACCUAAUUCAGCAGUACCAGAAAUCAGAAGAGAUGUCUCGUACUGUUUCCCCGUGUGCCGCUUGCAAGGUUCAGCGAAGAAAAUGUGGAGAUAAAUGCCUCCUCGCUCCUUAUUUCCCACCAAACGAUCCUCAAAAAUUCUUCGUAGUACACAAAUUAUAUGGAGCAAGCAAUAUUGCCAAAAUCCUUCGGGAUAUUCCGGCUGAAAAGAGAGCAGAUACUGUAACAAGUCUGGUAUACGAGGCAAGUGUGAGAGUGAAUGAUCCAAUCUACGGCUGCACUGGUGCCAUUUGUCGAUUGCAGAAGCAAGUAUUGCAUCUCCAAUCACAACUAGAAACCACUAAGGCAGAGCUCCUGAAUGUACAGGCUAAUCUUGCGUCUUUUGUCACCGGGUUUUGUAAUUCCGGUGAAACAGCAACUAGAAUGGAUUUGGUACAUCAAAACGAUCCAUUGAGUAAUAACGAAGUAAUAGUUUCACAAUACGACGAGGACCCAUUUGGAUUAUGGGCGCCACUGUGAAACUGUUAGGGUUAUCUGUAGCCAUGCCCACUUUUAGGGUUAUAUAGCUUACCAGUCAUUCUUUAAUCUGGGAUCAUAUAUUUUUAGUCAUAUUUAUAGUCCAUACAAAGAAAUGGUGGUGAAUAUAUUUACAUUUGU